Diospyros lotus (date-plum) is the source of this 2306-nucleotide messenger RNA. RefSeq names its product L-type lectin-domain containing receptor kinase IV.1-like. Bases 60 to 2066 code for a protein of 668 amino acids. Gene Ontology annotation, molecular function: protein kinase activity; carbohydrate binding; ATP binding. Gene Ontology annotation, cellular component: plasma membrane. The record is from RefSeq and is a predicted model, not a curated record. The transcript has 2 exons. NCBI's taxonomy places the organism in Eukaryota, Viridiplantae, Streptophyta, Magnoliopsida, Ericales, Ebenaceae. Gene Ontology annotation, biological process: protein phosphorylation.
UUAGAAGUCAUCAUUAAAUAGACGGAGAUGGGGAGUUGCCCGCAGUCACGGCCACAACCAUGCUACUCAAGCUUCUGGUCCUUCUUCUUCCCUUGCUCCCCCAAUCUGCGACCGCCGAUGACUCCCAUUUCGCCUUCAACGGCUUCAAGUCGGACAACCUGCGCCUCGACGGCAUAGCCUCGUUUACUCCCGACGGCCUCUUGGUCCUCACCAACGGCACCACAGAGAAAACAAGCCACGCCUUCUACCCGAGGCCCGUCCGCUUCAAGAACUCGCCCGCCGGCUCGGCUCUCUCCUUCUCCACCACCUUCGUCUUCGGCAUCAUUCCCCGUGACCCCACUAUCGGCGGCCAAGGAGUAUUUGUCUUCGUUGUCGCUCCACAACCCGGGCUUUCCGGCGGCCUUCCCAACCAGCACCUUGGCCAAUUCAAUGAGCACAACGAUGGCGAGGAGACCAAUCGUGUUGUGGCGGUGGAGUUCGGCACGAUGCACAACAGCGAUCUCAAUGAAAACCAUGUCGGAAUUGACAUCAAUGGAUCGAAUUCAGUCGAAGCCCCGACAGCGGACUAUUACGUUGAAAAAACCCACCGGUUUCAGAACCUGAGCCUGAUCAGCGGCAAAGAAAUGCAAGUCUGGGUGGAGUACCAUGGCUCGGAGAAGACAAUGGACGUCACAAUAGCUCCGAUCGAUGUUGGAAAGCCGUCAAAGCCUCUUCUGUCUUUGUCUCGAGACCUUUCUCCGAUCAUAAAUCAAACCAUGUACGUCGGCUUCUCCUCUUCCACAUGCUCAGUCGUCACAUCCUACUAUAUUCUCGGCUGGAGUUUAAAGAUCAACGGCGAGGCUCAACCGCUUGAUCUUCGUGAGCUUCCGAAGCUUCCACGAAUGGCACCCAAGAAGACAUCCAAGUUUUUGACAGUUGGGUUGCCUCUGAUUUCCUUGGCUCCGGUGUUCGCCGCUAUUUCCGGCGUGGUUUUCCUUCUGGAAAGGAGGAGAAAGUUCGCCGAAGUGGUGGAAGAAUGGGAACGUGAGUAUGGCACUCAUAGAUUCAAGUUCAAAGACCUACACAUCGCCACUAAAGGAUUCAGAGAGAAAGAGCUUCUCGGCAGUGGCGGAUUUGGCAGGGUUUAUGGAGGAGUAUUACCAACUUCAAAGCUUGAGAUUGCAGUGAAGAGAGUCUCCCAUGAAUCCCGGCAAGGAAUGAAGGAAUUUGUGGCCGAAAUCGUAAGCCUCGGCCGGCUCCGGCACCGGAACUUGGUCCCGCUCCUAGGUUACUGCCGGCGUAAAGGCGAGCUCCUUCUGGUCUAUGAUUACAUGCCCAAUGGAAGCCUUGACAAGUUUCUCUAUGACCAACCAAAAUUCACCCUCAAUUGGCAGCAAAGAUUUAAAGUCAUCAAGGGUGUGGCGUCUGGGCUGUUUUAUCUACACGAGGAAUGGGAGCAAGUGGUGAUCCACAGAGAUGUCAAGGCCAGUAAUGUUUUACUAGACGGCGAACUGAACGGAAGAUUGGGCGAUUUUGGGCUUGCAAGAUUACACGAUCAUGGAACUGGUCCUCAAACCACUCAUGUCGUCGGAACUAUCGGGUAUAUCGCGCCGGAGCACACCAGAACCGGCAAGGCCUCGACAAGCACAGACGUGUACGCUUUUGGGGCGUUCUUGCUAGAGGUGGCGAGCGGACGGCGCCCAAUAGAGGCUAGCAACAUGGGGGGAGGUACGGUGCUGGUUGAUUGGGUAUUCUGUUUGUGGAGCAAAGGCGAGAUUAUAAGGGCGAUGGAUGCCAAUUUGGGAGGCAAGUAUGUGGUUGAGCAAGCGGAGUUAGUACUGAAGUUGGGGUUGCUGUGCUCGCACGGUGAGCCGGCGAUGAGGCCGACGAUGCGACAGGUGGUGCAGUACUUAGAGGGAGAUGUUGGACUGCCGGAGCUGGCGUCGAUCGGCAUCACGGCGACUGAACUAACGUUCUCAAACCCAGAAGGAUUCAGUGACUUUGCUUUGCCGUAUCAGUCUUCCAUGGACAAAGGGUUUACAACCUCCUCGUCUGUUGCGGAAUCGUUUCUCUCUGGUGGUAGGUGAUGGUGAUGGCGCCAUUUCGACUUGAAGACUUGAAGUGAAAGCUUUUUGUCAGCUCUAUCUCUAUUGUUAAUGUCCUGUAACUUUUGUCUUGUAUUGCAAUCGUUAGUGUUUGACAUAUUUAAUAUAUUUGAUAUUACAAAAAUAAAAUAUAUACAUAUUUUUAAUAAGUCACACAAAAAUACACAUAAUAUGUAUAAAAUAUGACAUAUCACAAAAAAUAGUGAAGUUUUCAAAAUCUAC